Molecule: messenger RNA, 1281 nt
Organism: Pyricularia grisea
Lineage: Eukaryota; Fungi; Ascomycota; Sordariomycetes; Magnaporthales; Pyriculariaceae
Exons: 1
Coding region: 1-1281 (426 amino acids)
Source: RefSeq, a predicted model, not a curated record
AUGUCAUCACAGUCAUUUGCCGAGGAGGAAGAAGCGCGGGCUGAAGAGGCCCUCCUCCCGGAACAAGCCUCCCCUCCUCGGGCGUCCCUGAGUCCGCCUAGUCAUGCAACACAAUCUUUACCGAGCAUCAUAGGGGACAUUUUGUGCACCAAAAAUUGUGUUCCUGGUUCACUCUUCCUCGUCGAGAGUAUAGAUGCUCAUAUUCCGGCCACGGGAGCGUUGGUGCAAAAGAGGAAGCAUCAGCAGCAAGAGACUGGACGUCGGGCCGUGCGACUUCUUCUCGGCGAUGGAGAGCUCUGCAUUCAGGCCCUACUCGUUCCGUCGCUGCAUUCACUCGUUGACGGCGGCUUGAUCAAGGAGGGCGGCCUGAUAAGGCUGGAGAGGUUCAGGCUUCGAGUUUUAUUGCGACCCGGCCCUGGCCACCCUACGGUGUUCUUGGUCGUGGAGAAGAUUCUCGUGGAAGGAUAUGAGGUCGGAGAAACUCUGGCAUCAAAUAAGGGCUCUGACUUAGACGGGAAUACCGAAGAUGAGCGCGGAAGAGCAGUAAAGCAACUGGUGGCAUUGCCCACCCCUGGGGUCAAAUUACCAGUAUUCUCGAGCGUGAACGAUGAGAAUGAGGCUCAAGAUGGCAUGGAACAGCACACCGGAACCUUGGAUACCCGUGCUGCCGAUGUUCCUCCCAACAUCCAAAACAGUCCACGUCUGGUGCAAAAUUAUCGGACCAGCAAUUAUGCGUUAACAGAUGAGCCUAUUGCCCCGCACAAAAUCAGUAAUGUGGACAAUGAUGGCUCUUCGCAACCCCUGAAAAGGCUCAAGAUUGAUACCGAACCCAGCAGCACUGCAGGACCGCUGCCUUCCUGGGCAUCAAGAGAUAUCACUCAGCCGGUGAAGCUUACAACCCUCAAGACGAUCCCUCUCCUUCCAUAUAAGCAAAACUGGAUGGUGAACGUUUUGGCCAUUGUUUCGGAACUGUCCGAUGUGGAGCCAUCUCCUUUGCCGCCAUACACUGGCAAGCAACGGACAGCGCGUUUAGCAGACCCGUCAACCGGCAAGCGGGUACUGUUGACGGUUUUCCUGGACCCUGAAGACUUCGCCCCAAAGGUGGGCAGCGCAGUGAUCCUCCUUGGGGUCAAGAACCACAGGUUCGAUGGUGGGAGCCUCAAGAAGUAUGCCAGCGAUCGGCCCAGGGAUGGAGGCUCGUGGUGGUUCGAGAACCCGGAAGGCCUUGCCUGGUGCGAUGUCAGGCACCUCAAGGAAUGGUGGGCGUCGAACGAGGCAUGA